UAACUUAUUUUAUUUGUAUGUUUUCACGUAAAAAAUCAACUGUUAAAUGUAUACCGUUUUUAUAAACUUAACUUUACAACCAAUUGUGUUUUAUUCAGAUAUAUUUUUGUCUUCAUGUUAACAAGUCUUGUUGUAAACUUGUUUCAGAUUUAAGAAGACUUGUUCUAGUUCAUACUCUCUGUAUUCUUUAUUUUGUGAAAAAAAUGUUUAAAGUUAUAUUUUUUUCAGAUGAGUGAGCCAUCAAGUUUAGAACCUAGAAUGUUAGAGAGGAGGGUUUCAAAUAAUAGAGCUGACCUUUCUAAUGAUCAGCAAAUGAACUUUGUACUCUCUUGGUUCAAUAAUUGGUCAGAAUUACAAAAGGACGAUUUUGUUUGUGUGUUGGGGAGUACUAUGGCCCCUAAACAUGUUAAUGGUGUCACUAAUAGCCUAGCAUCUCUUAGUUGUUCAGACAGCCAGAGGAAGAAACCGUCUCUAUUUGAUUGUCAGAUGUAUCUAUACCAUGGUUGGGUUCAUGGUUGGUCGGACGAUCAGAAAACUUAUCUCAUCCUCAGGUUAAGGGAAAAAGAUGGAAAAUUUGGCGAUAAAUAUGAUAAUUUUCUUCUUUAUGGAAAGGAUAGCCCGAACAAGGAUUAUUUUGAACCUGGUAUCCCGGCAGAGCUGGACCUCUCUGGUUCUAAUUCAGUCUCUUUAAACGCUAGCUUUGAUGGCGAGAGUGUAAAGAAUCUAUCUGACGACGACAUUCCUACUAAAAUCAGUGUUCCUGUAGAGGUAGACCCUCCUGUAGGGUUUGAUGAUGAGAAUCCAAAGAGUGAUUUUGAAGAGGAGGUAAUAUCAACAUCUGAUCCAAUCUCCAACCAAACAGAGGAUGGAGAUUCCAGUGAGGAAGAAACCGAGAAAUCUUUGAUUAAAAAUCAAACUUUAUCUCCUAUAGCUGAAGAUGAUUAGUUUAUUGGUUGAUUGAUGAUUUAAUUCACUGAAUCGAAUUACUUAUGGCUGUAACCCCAAAAGUACUAUUGUGUUAGUUUAAGAUUUUUCUUGUACUUUUUUUCGCAUGGAAAUUGGAAAUGUCCGAAUUUUUGUUAAACUACAAGGAAAUUGAAUUAUUUAUCAAAUUGUAUCCAAAACAAACGAAUAAUCUCAAGUAAAAAUAUUAAGAAGUUCAUAACGAAUCUCAACAAUAUCAUGAUCAAUCUAUAUGUAAAUUUGGCUUGUCUGGGUGUCUGUUUGUUUGUUUGUAUCCAAUAAACGUCAAAACGGCUGAACCGA
Messenger RNA from Eurytemora carolleeae, 1266 nucleotides. RefSeq lists its product as uncharacterized. The transcript has 9 exons. Lineage: Eukaryota; Metazoa; Arthropoda; Copepoda; Calanoida; Temoridae. Bases 229 to 945 code for a protein of 238 amino acids. The record is from RefSeq and is a predicted model, not a curated record.